Gossypium arboreum is the source of this 3841-nucleotide messenger RNA. RefSeq names its product putative pentatricopeptide repeat-containing protein At1g26500. The transcript has 6 exons. Bases 565 to 2076 code for a protein of 503 amino acids. Lineage: Eukaryota; Viridiplantae; Streptophyta; Magnoliopsida; Malvales; Malvaceae. Gene Ontology annotation, molecular function: protein binding. The record is from RefSeq and is a predicted model, not a curated record.
UCAAUGUUAUGGUGUUUUUUAAUCUAAAAUUAUAAGUUAAGUUGGACCAAAGAUGUUUACCCGAAACGAAAUACAGAGACAAUAGAUAUCAAAAGAACCAUAAGCCGGACCUUCCCUAGAAGUAAACCCAAUUGUUGAUCCAUAGUCGGACUCGGGUGGCUCAAGGAAGAAGAACCCGUAGUUUUUAAUUCCUGAAAUACAUCUAUAACCAUAAUCUUCUUCAGCUUUACCAACGCGGUCCCUCGACUCACUCGGACGAACGCUUCAACAAACUCACCUCACUGUCAUGUGUCUCUUCGUUUCCCAGUAUCUACAUCUCCGUUAACUGAUUCACACUCUUUCCAGCUUCCUCUCUGGACAAGGUCCUUUGUACAAGCUGCCUGGACCAGGAGAUCUCGUGGUGAAGCUGCAAAUCAACCCAAUAGGAAAACCAUAGAAACAAGGAAAUUUAUUUUUUUCCGAGCCUGAAAAAUGUAUUGGACUUUCAAUUUAAAUUUCUUUUUCUGAUUUUGUUUUCUCGGAUGGAAGAACUCAAAUCAAACCUAGUUCUUCUUUACUAAAAAAAUGUUGAUAAGAAGAUUAAAAACCCUGCUUAAACCCUUGUCUGAUCCUCACCUCUGUCUCAUAGCCACCGAGUCAACUCAAAAUCAACUCAGCAACCCAUCUAACUGUCUCAAUCCCAUAACUCCAAUCAACCAACCCACUCUUCUGAAAGUCUGUACCAUCCUCUACCAACAGCAAAACUCACCUGACUCACGCCUCUACUCAUCCCUCUCUUCUUACAAUCCUUCUUUCAACCCUGAAUUCUUCCUUCAAGUUUGCAACACUUUCCCAUACUCCUGGCGCCCCAUCUACCGAUUCUUCCUCUACACCCAAAAAGUCCCUCACUUCACUCACAACUCCGUCACCUUCAAUAAAAUGUUGGAUGUCAUUGGAAAAUCCAAAAACAUUGACCUUUUUUGGGAAACUUGUCAGGAGAUGGGAAAACUUGGGUUGGUCAAUGAUAAGACCUUUAGGAUAGCUUUAAAGACCCUAGCAUUAGCUAGGGAGUUGAAGAAAUGUGUGGGUUUUUUCCAUUUGAUGAAUGGGUUUGGGGUCGGAUACAAGUUGGAGACUUUAAAUACAGUGGUGGAAAGUUUAUGCAAGGAUAAGCUUGUGGAAGAGGCAAAGUUUGUUACUUUCAAGUUGAAAGAAUGUGUUGAGCCAAAUGGGGUUACUUAUAAGUGGUUGAUAUGGGGGUUUUGUGAUGUGGGUAAUUUGAUUGAGGCCUCAAAAAUUUGGAAUCUGAUGGUGGAUGAAGGGUUUGAGCCUAAUGUUGAGGUUGUGGAGACGAUGAUGGAGGCACUUUUUAAGACUAAUAAAUAUGACGAAGCAAUGAAGGUUUUCCAAAUGAUGAGAGUUAAGAGAAUGCAUGAUUUGGGGCUUUCAAGUUUUAGGCUUGUGAUCAAGUGGAUGUGUAAGAGAGGCAAGAUCGAGCAAGCUAAUGGGAUGUUUGAGGAAAUGUGCCAAAGAGGGAUCCAAGCUGAUAAUUUGACCUUGGCUUCGAUUAUUUACGGGCUUUUAGCAAGAGGGAGGAUUAGAGAGGCUUAUAAGAUUGUGGAAGGAAUUGAGAAUCCGGAUAUCAGCAUUUACCACGGACUAAUAAAGGGGCUUUUGAGGUUGAGGAAGGCAAGUGAAGCAACACAAGUGUUUAGAGAGAUGAUAAAGAGAGGGUGUGAGCCUUUAAUGCAUACAUAUAUCAUGUUACUGCAAGGUCAUCUGGGGAAGAAAGGGAGGAAAGGACAUGAUCCAUUGGUGAAUUUUGACUCAAUAUUUGUUGGGGGCUUGAUUAAGGCUGGAAAGACAGUAGAGGCUACCAAAUAUGUGGAGAGAACAAUGAAAAGAGGAAUGGAAGUGCCUAGAUUUGAUUACAAUAAAUUUUUACAUUUCUACUCAAAUGAGGAAGGUGUAAUGAUGUUCGAGGAGGUGGGCAAGAAAUUAAGGGAAGUGGGGUUAUUUGAUUUGGCUGAUAUAUUGGAGAGAUAUGGGCAGAAAAUGGCCACUAGGGAUAGGAGGAGAAAAACUGAAAAGUUGUAGCCUAAGUACAUACCUUUUGUUUGAAGUUGCUAAUUAUAUUGAAACCCAAUUAUGGUACAAGACUACAACAUAUUGUCCUUGUGUAUGUUGGACCUGCAAGUGUCAUCAAACUUUGAAGCAAAGACUUAGGCCGCGUUUGGUUGGAGGGAAUGGAAUAGCCAUUCCCUCCUUAUUCUUAGAUGAACAGUUAAGCCAUAGUUUGCUUCACCGUUUUCUUCAUUCGGCGAAUGGCUAUUCCUCUUCUAUUCAUCUGAUUUACCAAAUCAUCAUUCGGUGAAGGGGGCUAAGAAUAACCUAUUCAACAACAGACGUAAUAGCAAAAUUCCCCCCCCCCCCCCAAAGACAAUUUUACCUUGUGUUUGUUCACCCAUUGUUCGUUGUCGUUGUUGUAAAAGUGGUGCCUCCGUCGAUUCUGUCAUUGAGAACCGUCGAUUCAUAUCCGACUCGUUCCCCGCCUCCACAAAGCUGCCUCCUUUCCCUUGUGAGAACCUCUGUAAGUUCCCCUAUUUUCUUCCUCUUCUUUGUUUAUAAUUUCAACUAUGUUUGUAUUACUGGUUUUAUUUUACCUCUUUUUUUUUCGAACUUUUGUAAAAACUGAAAAAUAAAAAACAAGGAUCUAAAAGAGUUGGAUUAGGGUUCUUUUAAUGGCGCAAAUUCAUGUUCAGUAUUUGGCGCCAGUUUCCGGGCCAAACGGCAUUGCUCCCAGACCUGGGGGACCGCAGUUUAUGCUGACUUCACUCUAUGUCGGGGAUCCUGAUGCUUCCGUUACCGAUGAGCAACUCAUCCAAACGUUUAGCCAGGUGGCUCAGGUCGCCUCAGUAAGAGUUUGUCGGGACUUGGCUACUGGUCGUUCUAUCGGCUACGGCUAUGUCAACUAUAACAAUCCUCGUAGUGCGGCUAGGGCAUUGAAUCUACUUAAUUUCACUCCACUGUAUAACAAGCCUAUUCGCAUCAUGUAUUCUCAGCGAGAUCCUAGUCUUCGUAAGAGUGGCACUGCAAACAUAUUUAUCAAGGAAACUGAAAUGUUUAAGCGGCUUAAAAAGGCUGGAAAAUGUACUAAGAUGGUUGAGCAAUCUGGUUCUUCUGAUGAUUAGGAUGUUUUAACUUGCGUAUGCAUUGCCUACCAAGAAAGAAAUAAGGAAUAAAGCGAUAUUAAUGCAGUUAGAUAUUGUAGGCCUGCUAUCUGAUGAUAUAUUCGGAGAAGAGGAAGCUUCAUUUUGUGGUUGAUCCUUUAUUGAACUGUCAUUGCAACUUGUUCUACUACUAAGGCAAUCCGAAGAAAGACCACUGGAACUGGUAGGAUGAGGUAUCUUCGCCACGGUCCUCGUAGGUUCAAGACUGGUUUCAGAGAAGGUACUGAAGCAGCACCGAGGAAGAAGGUUGCAGCAGCUUUGGCUUAAGUUGGCUAUGAGGUUGUUUUGAGGAAUCCAUCUAUUUUAGUAAAAGUUUUAUGGGAACAUUACAUGAGAAAUGUCAUUUAUUACAUUAGAUGCUUUUAAAUAUUUGUAGUUUCUAUUUUCAUGUAGCUGCUUAGGCUAUUGUUGCUUGACACUUAAUUACUGGAUAUUUUUGUGGAUGAAGUUAAUCAUGUGCUUGUUUCGGUUAUGAUGCCCUUCAUCUUGUUUCAAAUUAUAGUCUUCUUUAUUCGAGUAUUGUUGUUUGAAGUAUUUUUUACAUCUUGUGAGUUACAUUCUAUAAAAGUAUAAUCUUUGCUUGGCACUUGCCAUAAUAAAAUCCGAGGUAUCAGUCCUUUUUAUUAUAUAAA